Messenger RNA from Enterobius vermicularis (human pinworm), 315 nucleotides. The record is from the annotation of a GenBank genome assembly. Lineage: Eukaryota; Metazoa; Nematoda; Chromadorea; Rhabditida; Oxyuridae.
AUGGACGGGGUAAUACAGAUGUUACCAGCACCCUUACGGCAGUUCUCAACUUAUAUUGAUUUUGUUGGACAAAGGAAGGCAGAAAGAAUUUACCAGGUAAUUCUGGUACUGUUCGCCAUAAUCGGUUUUAUACUUGGGUAUAUUACACAACAGCUGUCUGUCGCUAUAUACACUUUAGGUAUUGGGUUAUUGCUAUCAGUUCUUCUUGUCGUUCCUCCUUGGCCGUUUUUGAGGCAAAACCCAAUUCAUUGGCAACCUCUUAGUAUGUCUUCGUCAUCUAAAAAGCGUGAGAAGGAUACAAAAAAGACGCGUUAA